AGCAAUCGACUUAUACGCCCUCUAUCUAAUACCUAGUAUAAUAUAUAAUACCUAUCUAUCCCUUAUACCAACCAACCAACCAUCCAUCCGUCCAUCCUCACCAUAUUCAAAAUGCAGAUCUCCGCCCUCCUCUCCAUCGUCGCCUUCUCAGCCGCCGCCCUCGCCCACCCGCUCUCCAUGGCCGCCAACGCCACCCAGUGGACCAUCACCAGCCUAUCGCGCAGCUGCGACGCCGCCGACCAGUCCUGCGACUGGACCUUCGGCAUCGACAACGGCGCCGGCGCCACCCCCGUCAAGUACACCGUCAAGGCGGCCGGCUCGACCCCGGCUAGCCGAUCCAGCGGCGGCCCCGUCACCGUCGGUGAUUUCACCAUUACCAGCGGCUGGAGCGGCCAGUUCGGCGACGACAAGGGCUUUACCACCUUCUCCGUUGUCGACAAUGCGAAGCGCCAGAUCGUGUAUCCUUCCUACACCGACGCUCAGGUCAAGGACGGCCAGGUCGUCAAGCCUGACCAGAGCUACCCCGUUCAGAACCUCCCUUAAGCGGCGAACUCGCCGGUUAGCGAUGGGAUUCCACCUGAGAAUGAAGUGAAUGGAAACGAUGGGCAACGAGGCAAGGUUAGUGGGGCAAAGCAGAGUCCGGGAUUCCUUUUUGGUUGUGGUAUGUACAUAUGGCGACGAUGGAGAUUCAGUCUAUAGAUAUAUAAGUGUUAAUACGAAGCUGUAUAUCGUCGUAA
Molecule: messenger RNA, 737 nt
Organism: Daldinia vernicosa
Lineage: Eukaryota; Fungi; Ascomycota; Sordariomycetes; Xylariales; Hypoxylaceae
Exons: 2
Coding region: 112-543 (143 amino acids)
Source: RefSeq, a predicted model, not a curated record